This is a messenger RNA of Daucus carota subsp. sativus, 5821 nucleotides long. RefSeq lists its product as uncharacterized. The record is from RefSeq and is a predicted model, not a curated record. The transcript has a single exon. Lineage: Eukaryota; Viridiplantae; Streptophyta; Magnoliopsida; Apiales; Apiaceae. Gene Ontology annotation, biological process: DNA integration. Gene Ontology annotation, molecular function: RNA-DNA hybrid ribonuclease activity; nucleic acid binding. The coding region runs from base 1 to 5178 and encodes 1725 amino acids.
AUGAUCAAUGAACUCAACCGGAAAAUCGGAAAUGAUGCCGGGCUUGAAAUUGGGGGAACCCUGACCCCCUUCAGCCACUCCCUGGAAUCCAUACCCCGACAAAAGGGUAUGAAACACUACAACUUUGAAUCUUUCAAUGGACUGGGAGACCCGGAGGAACACCUGCACUACUUUGAACAGAUAGCCCUGAUAUACUACUACAAUGAUCUGACAAAAUGCCGCUUCUUCGCAUCCACAUUCAAGGGAGGGGCCCAGAGAUGGUUCAGCCGGAUCCCCUCCCGGAGCAUCGGAUCCUGGAAAGACUUCAGGGAAGCCUUCCUCAGAAGGUUCCGAGCAAACAAGACACAUGAACUUCAUAUGUGUCACCUGGAAACGGUUCGUCAGUAUGACAAUGAGGCACUCUCAGAUUACAUGAAACGUUUCCAGGAAGCAAUCAACAAAAUCUCCAACCUGGACGAGCGUGAGGCUUUGAGCAUUUUCAGAAGAAACCUAGACCCGGAACAAAAUGAGAGAUAUGUUGUCGAGCUGAUCAACAAAGAACCCCAGAGCCUGGCGGCUGCUUAUGCCAUGGCUGCAAAAUUCAUCAAAGAAACCGACGUACUCCAAGCCAUGAGAAUGACCAGACAGGGCAGCUCAAGAGGAAAACAGGUCGAGGAUAGACCCCGGAAAGAAUAUCACCAGGAUAAGAAAUUCAAACCGGACAGACAGACAAACUUCAUCCAGCAAUCAGGUUCCAAGAGGACCAGCCAACAGGGAUCCGGGUCCAGAAGUGACCCCGGUCCAAACAAAGCAACCAGGGAACCAAAACCAGAGCCCGAAUGGACUCCUCGAAACAGAUCCCGCGAGGACAUACUCAAGGAGGUCAGGGACAAACCCUUCUACUACCCACCAAAACCCAUGCAGACUCCUCCUGAAAGCAGACCCACCAACAGACACUGUGACUAUCAUGGCACCCACGGUCACAAAACGGAAAACUGCAUAUCCCUCAAGUAUUUCAUUGAAGAGCAAAUCAGCAAAGGCAACAUGGGGCAAUACAUCGCCCGGAACACAGCAAACAAGGGAGAGGGUUCGGGGAAACAAAAGAACAUUGUCAACGUAGUACUGGGCGGAUCCUGUUCCCCUCCUCCCAGCCCGGACUCCUGUCAAGAAGUCAUGUCCAUCCAAGCCUUCCCCGAACAAGUCAUUUCCUUCAGCAGCAAGGACUUCGAGGGCGUCACCCGGGGUCACAAUCAGGCCCUGGUGGUAACCUUGGACAUAGCCGAGAAUGAGGUCAGACGGAUCCUAGUCGACAACGGCUCCUCAGCAAACAUCUUGUUCAAACAUACCAUGGACCGAAUGCAACUAGGGAACAUCCGGAUGAACGACUACAGGGAGGACCCCUUAUACGGAUUCGGGAACAGCAUUGUCCCGGUACUAGGAACCCUUUACCUCCCGGUUCGUUUUGGCACAGCCCCAACCCAGGUCGUCCAUAUGAUCAAAUUCUAUGUCACAGACACUCCUUCCUCUUACAAUGUGAUCAUUGGCCGUCCGGGUCUGAACAAAAUCGAAGCCAUCACUUCUGUCACGCACCUGAAAUUCAAAUUCCCAACUCCGUUCGGGGUAGGCGAAGUCAAAGGAGAUUCGGAAACAGCCGGGGUAUGCUACAGCCAAGCCUUGGUUAUGGCGGAAACCCAUAUGGACAACAAGAGAAAGGCUACCGUCUUCCAAAAACAGAGAAGCAACAAAAAACAUCGACCUUACCCGAGAACAAACCCUAAGGGUGAAGUCCAGGUCAUCGACCUAGACCCGGGCAGUCAGAACCCGGGAGCAACCAACCCUGAUCCUGGACAAAGCAACCAGAAAGCAACCAUGAGCCCAGCUCAAAAUUUUGUUGAAAAGAACACCGAUGCCCGGAUCCAACAAAUGAUCUCGGCACAAGAAUUGACUAAGGUCGAAGCUGCAGUCGAAACCGAGUCUGUCCUGAUCGAGAAAGACAACCCGACAAGGAAAAUCAAAAUUGGAAAAGGCCUGGAUACCGUUUUUAAAGAAGAACUCAUCCAACUACUUCGGAGCUACGCAGAUGUUUUUGCCUGGAGCCCGGACGACAUGCCCGGGUUGGAUGAGUCACUAGCAAUGCACAGCCUGGAUGUGGACCCCAAGAAAAAACCGGUCAAACAAAAACGAAGAAAUUUUGCACCAGAAAGGCAGAAGGCAAUAGAUGAGGAAGUUGGCAAAUUGAUGAAGGCAGAUAUCAUCUGCGAGAUCAAAUACCCGGAGUGGCUAGCUAAUGUAGUCAUGGUAAAGAAAGCAAACGGAAAGUGGAGGAUGUGUGUUGACUACACGGAUCUGAAUGCGGCAUGCCCGAAGGACCCUUAUCCUCUACCAAGCAUAGACCAGCUUAUUGAUGCCACAUCAGGACACCUGAUGUUAAGCUUUAUGGACGCCUUCUCCGGGUACAACCAGGUUAAGAUGAACCCAGCAGACAUAGCCAAAACAGCCUUCAUAACCCACCGGGCAGUGUAUGCUUACAAACUGAUGCCUUUCGGGUUAAGGAACGCCGGGUCUACAUACCAGAAGGCAAUGAAUGAAAUUUUCAAAGACCAACUUGGAAGAAAUUUGGAAUGCUAUGUCGACGACAUCAUCUCUAAAUCAACAUCAGUCCCGGGUCACAUUUCAGAUCUCAGAGAAUGUUUUGAGAACAUGAGAAGGACUAAGCUAAAGCUCAACCCGGACAAAUGCACCUUUGGGGUAGAAGCUGGAAAAUUUUUGGGUUUUAUGGUAAGCAAUCGGGGUAUCGAAGCCAACCCGGAGAAGAUCAAAGCUGUACAAGAGAUGCAACCACCUCGGACUCAGAGGGAAGUCCAAAAGCUAGCAGGCUCCUUAGCGGCACUUCGAAGGUUUGUCUCCAAACUUGCUGAACGAUGUCUACCCUUCUUUGAGUUGCUAAAAGGGGCAAAAAACCAGAAAUUAGUAGAAUGGAGCCCGGAUUGCCAAAAAGCCCUUGAUGAGAUCAAAGCAUACCUGUCCAAACCCCCGAUCCUGACAAAAGCCUUACCCAGAGAACCUCUCUACCUAUACCUGUCAGCCAGUCCCUUUGCCGUCGGGGCAGCCUUAAUCAGGGAAGAAGCCGGGCAGCAGAAGCCCGUCUACUAUGUCAGCCAGGUCCUCAAAGAUGCGGAGACCAGAUACCCCAACUUAGAGAAAUUUGCUUUCGCACUGAUCACCGCGUCCAGAAAACUCAGACAUUACUUCCAAGGAAGAGAAAUCAGGAUUGUCACAGACCAACCGCUAAGGAAAAUCAUUCACAAGCCAGACAUCUCCGGGAGACUGGUGAACUGGGCAAUCGAACUUAGCCAGUUCAGCCUAACGUUUCUACCCCGGACAGCAGUCAAAGCCCAGGUCUUGGCAGACUUCGUAGUGGAAUGCAACUUCCCAGAAAAUCAAACAACUCCCAUGGAAACCGAACCUGAAGCCCCGGUAGAGUCUAACCCGGGGUCUUGGAUACUCCAUGUCGACGGUUCCUCAACAACCGAAAGAUCAGGAGCCGGGCUAAUCCUGAAGAGCCCAGAUGGGUUCACCAUCAAAACAUCAAUCUCUUUCAACUUCGCAGCAACCAACAAUCAAGCAGAAUAUGAAGCCCUAUUAGCGGGAUUGAGGUUGGUCCGGACCUUGUCAAUCCGGAACCUCACCAUCUACAGUGAUUCCCAGAUCGUGGUCAGACAGACCAAUGGGGAGUACCUUGCCAAAGACCCGAUCCUGACCAAGUAUCAGGCCUUGGUAAAAGGCUACCUCACUCUGAUCCCCGGAUGCAAGAUCUUGCAGGUCAACAGGGAAGAAAAUGCUGAAGCGGACAACCUCUCCAGGUUGGUCCAAAAUUCAGCAGACCUGGAUAGCUCAGUCUAUUUCGAGGAAUUGCACAAGCCAACAAUAGAUCAUGAAGAAAUCUUUGAAAUCAACAACGACCCUACCUGGAUGACUCCCCUGAUCAACUACAUAGAGAAGGGAGAGUUACCCGAAGACAAGGGGAAAGCACAACGGCUGAAGGCUAAGGCGGCCAAAUUUUUUGUCGAAGGAGGAACACUCUUCCGCCGGACCUACUCAUCCCCAAUCCUGAAAUGCAUAGGUCCGGAGGAGGCCGAAUAUUGUCUAAGAGAAGUUCACGAAGGGAUCUGUGGAGAUCACAUGUCGGCAAAAGGCCUGGCAUAUAAAAUCAUCCGGCAAGGCUACUACUGGCCAACAAUUCAUCAAGACUCCGUCGAGUUUGUUAAGAAGUGCAAAAAUUGCCAACUUUUCAGCAACGUGCCCCGGGUAAGCCCUGUCCUACCCUCCUCGGUCUUAUCCCCGAUCCCCUUUGCUGUAUGGGGGAUAGACAUCAUGGGACCCUUUCCCCGGGCUAAAGGAGACCUCAGAUAUUUGCUUGUCUCCAUUGAUUAUAUGACCAAGUGGGUUGAAGCCAAGGCAAUGCGGACGAUCAACCAGCAAGAUGUCAUCCGAUUCAUGGACAACAUCCUGAUGAGAUUCGGGCUACCAAGAGUCCUGGUCUCAGACAAUGGACCCCAGUUCAUAGGGUCGGACUUCGAAAGCUACCUGGCCGAAAGGGGCAUCAAGCAUAAAAAAUCUUCAGUCUCCUACCCUCAAGGAAAUGGCCAGGUAGAGGUCACCAACCGGAUCCUCCUGAGAGGAAUUGAAAAAAGGCUGGAAGAAAGCAAGAGCAAGUGGCCAGAAGAACUACCUCAUGUCCUCUGGUCAUACCGAACUAGUCCUCGGACAAGCACCGGAGAAACUCCCUUCAAAUUGGCCUAUGGAACGGAGGCAAUGCUCCCAAUCGAAGUCGGGUCACCUUCCCACAGAGCGAUCAACUUUGAUGAAAUUGCGAAUGAAGAAGGACUCCGGGUCAACCUGGACUUGGUAGAUGAGGUCCGAGAUCAGGCAAUCGCAAGAAUGGAAAAGUACAAAGAGAAGACCCGGGAUCAUUUCAGCAAAAAAUCCCGGGUUAGGAAUUUUCACAAAGGAGACCUGGUCCUACGAGACACCGAAGCCUCUGACCCAACCAACACUGGCAAGCUGAUGCCUAAGUGGGAAGGCCCUUACAAAGUCAAAGAAGUCCUAAGGCCGGGCACCUACAAAUUGGAGCAUAUGGACGGGUCAGAAGUAUCCAACACCUGGCAUGGUCUUAGGUUGAGGAAGUUCUAUCAGUAAAAUCAACGAGAAGGAAGGAUCCUAGAAGACAGCCAUAUACCCCUAAAAAGCAAUCAUGUACUUUUGAUCAUUAUCAAAGCUGUGUAAUCGUCUGAAUAUGAAUGAAGUCUUUUGCUACUAAUGAAUCUAUAUUGUUAUUUACUUAGAAAAUUUCUAAGGCAACCAAAAGCAUACUAAAGCAAUCACCCCGGGAAAGAUCUACCCGGGUCCAUCCAUUUUAUUUGCUUGGAAAAAUUUCUAAGUACAAACAUGUAUAAAGCAAUCAACCCGGGUAAGCAUUGCCCGGGUCCAUCUAUUCUAUCUACUUCGAAAAAUUUCUAAGUACAAACAUGAAUAAAGCAAUCAACCCGGGUAAGCAUUGCCCGGAUCCAUCUAUUUUAUUUCCUUAGAAAAAUUUCUAAGUGCAAGCACAUAUAAAGCAAUCAACCCGGGUAAGCAUUGCCCGGGUCCAUCUAUUCUAUCUACUUCGAAAAAUUUCUAAGUACAAACAUGAAUAAAGCAAUCAACCCGGGUAAGCAUUGCCCGGAUCCAUCUAUUUUAUUUCCUUAGAAAAAUUUCUAAGUGCAAGCACAUAUAAAGCAAUCAACCCGGGUAAGCAUUGCCCGGGUCCAUCUAUUCUAUCUACUUCGAAAAAUUUCUAAGU